This is a messenger RNA of Drosophila melanogaster (fruit fly), 1165 nucleotides long. RefSeq lists its product as uncharacterized. The coding region runs from base 426 to 629 and encodes 67 amino acids. NCBI's taxonomy places the organism in Eukaryota, Metazoa, Arthropoda, Insecta, Diptera, Drosophilidae. The transcript is spliced from 3 exons. The record is from RefSeq and is marked reviewed.
CAGGUCGCCUCCGCAGUCGGCUACUUGAUAUUCGAUACCUGGUAGCUGCGCUUCGCCGUCGCUCAUACGCCCCGUUGGCCCGGUACGAGAAGCACGCACAGAACGCUAGGAAAGUGCGCCAACUUUCGGGCAAACUGAACUGAAUUUGAAAGUGCGGAAGGAUAGGCGUUGUCUGGCCUCUUUGGAGGUCCUGCUGGCGCCACCGAAAGACCUUGAGAAGCGAAGAGUGCGCCUGCACACAUAAAUUCCAAUUAAACAAGGGCAAAGAAAUUGAAGAACAGAAGGAGAAACCCAAUAAAAUAUCCCAACCAGCUGCAAUAGCAACAAAUAGCCCGUUGAAACUUUGCUGGCCAGCGAGCCAAGUAGCCAAACAUAAAUAAAGGGCGCGCACAUUUAUUUAUUACUUGACCCGAACUUUUCGCAAAAUGCCAGCGGGUCGAGUGGCUGGCAAGGCCGGCUACUCCAAUCACUACUACAAUGGACGCUCCUAUGUGGGCAUCAACGAGGAGAUCAUGUGGGUAAGCAUCGGCAUGGGCGUGACCAUAGUGCUCCUGAUCACGAUCGCCUUGUGCUACAUUGCGCGCGAGAAGUGCCAGAAGAGGCAGCGGGAGUACUACGUGACCGCAUAGUUGUUGUACGCGGCCUGCCAAACGACGGAGCAGCAGGGGCAUACCCGGGAUGAGGUCAUGGGCAUGGAGGAGGGAGCUGGCAAAUCGCAGAGCGCUGUCGGGGUUCCUGAGGCCAGUCCCGGGGGAGUAUCACCAUCGCCAGCAGGAUCACAGGCAGCCGUCACCGUCAUGCAUUGGUCUGUGGUCGACAUCUGUGCCCGCAGCUGGGGCUGACAUGCCCACAUGGAUGUGAAAAACGAAGGAGAGCAGACACCCACGUAUGUAAACCACCAGGGCCACCCAGCCGCCAGACCACAGAACCACCAGCCCAUUCCACCCAGCACCACCCACCAAAAACCACAAUUACUACGGAACCCCAUGCGCUUCGCUGCCCAAGGCAGUUGAAUGCGUGAAACUAUUUUUUUUUUUUUUUGUUGGUCGUCGUCAAAUGUCGCGUGCGAAACUCGUUGUAAGCAUAUUAUAUUUAGAGAAAGUUACUUUAAAAUACAAACAUGUUACUGAAUUUGCCAAAUACGAAAUAUAUUAAUAUACAAUAU